UGAGUCUAAAGGAAAAUUUGAUCGUAGGGAGUUCUUUUGACACUUUAGCCUGAUAAUGAGGAGAAUAACACAGAAGAGUAUUUCCCCACUGAUGAUGGAGGCACAACUACAUCAGAAGAGUAUAAAAUCAGUGCCUUUGAUCCUUCUAAUGACAUUUCUGAUCCUAAAGUGAUUGAAACAUGGGUAGAUAAUAUACUCAAAGAUGCAGAGUCUUUGGAGGAUUAUCAUAAAUAUUUAAAAUAAGAGCACUGCUAGUCCCUCUGUCAGAUAUGGGAUUGAUAGAGACACUCUGAAGUACUUAGGAGUCAGUGACCAUAAUGUAGACAGGCUCUACCGAGCCUUAUUUGUCUAUAGCAUUGGAUUUUAUGAACUUCUUCAAAAUAUAACUGUUGGGAUCAAAGCUACCAGUUCAUCGAAUCAUUCAAAGAUAAUGGGGUCUCUUUGGAGAGUAUAUAGCAUUCUUUUGGAAUUUUGAUGUAAAAAUGACUACCAGUUGCUUAUCUCCAAGAUCAAAACAGACCAUGAGGUUGAAAAGCAGAGCCUUAAAGAUCGUAUACAGUCAAAUCAUGAGAAAUAUAUUGAACAAGAGAUUGAAUUCCGUAAGAAAUUUAAAGAAAUUGAAGCUGAAAAUGCUGUUUUUGCUAAGGAAAAAAUUACAACUAAGAGAUAUACAGCCAAACUCAAUGACAUGAUUGAUGAUUUAAGGGUCAAGAUUGAGGAAGAGACUAGGAUUAGAAAGCUAUUUGAAAAUAAACUCAAUGAUCUCCAUUCUAUUGUUAGGGAUAAAGAUGCAGCUUACAACAGAGCGAAGGUGGAUCUUGACCAUCUUCUGCAGGAUAAUAUUAACAAAGAUGAUCAACUAAGUAGACUUUUGAAAGAAUACAAGGAGCUGUCAGAAAAAUAAAACUGAAUUUCAAGUACAGUAUGAUUCAAUAGUGGCUGAAUUGAAUCAAGCCCAGAAAGAUUUUGAAAGAGAAAAACUGGAGAGAGUAAAAGAGACUAAACAUCUGAGGGAAGAUCUCCAAAAGACAAGAUCUUCUUUGCUAAAGGUUGAGAAAAAUUAUAAGGAAAAUCUACAGGACCUUCAGCAACUUAGACAAGUUCAUCAUGAAAUGUCUAAGAAUUACUCAAAUGACAAGCAUAUCUUAAAGAGAUAUUACAGAGAUGGCAAGAGUAUCAAGAAACUAGAGUCUACCAUUGAAGGACUCAAGAAAGAAUGUAAUGAAUUAACAGAAGACGUUGUUGGAACUAGAGAAAGAGAAAUCCAAUAUAAAAAGAUCUCAGAUGAAGCUAAACAAGAGACAUCAGAAAUCAGAGAGGAGCUUAAUAAAUUCAUAGUCAAGCAUUCUGGCUUAAAGUCUAAAUUAACAGAGUUAGAGGUUAACUAUAAUAACAAAUGACUACAGUUCAAGGAGCAAGGAGUUUAUCUUGAAGAAUCUGAGAAAGAAAGACAACGUGUCAAUGAAAUUAACGAAAUGCUCAAGUCCCAAAACACGCACUUGGAGAAAGAAGUCAAGGAUAAAUUCAACAUGGUAGUGAUACAAAGAGAAUCUAUGAACAGACUAAAGAAUAAGCUUAUAAAAGUGGAGAAUGAUUAUGAUUCCCUUAAUGGUAAGAACAACACAGAUAGGGAAGUCUUACAGACACAGAUUUAUCAGCUAAAACAUGAAAUCUCUGUGCUAACAGAUAAGGUAGAUAUUCUAAAGACUUCCAGAGGACACUUGGUUAGAAAUUUAGAAACUGAAGCUGAAGAAAAUGAAAAAUUGAGGGGUACAGUUCAUACAAUGAAGACCAAACUUUCAGAAGAAUUUAAUGAGAAGAAGAACAUCGAAGGCGAGUGAAACAAGUUGGACCAGAUGAGGAUAAAAACUGAGCAAAUAUUAUCAAACAAGGAAGAUGAAGUCAGCCAACUCUUCAAACAAAGAGAAAGUUUGAACCUGAAGCUGCACACAAAGAAUGAGAUGAAUCAUCAUUUUGAAAAAUAAAACCAGUGAAUACAUUCAAAGAAUAAGGACUGAGAACAAAUAAGCUAAAAGAUCAGAUAAAGCUAGAGAAGGAUCGAGGAUUGAUGCUAUGCGAAGAUAUCAGGACUCAAUGAGCGAAUACCUGACAAAAAUAUCAGCAAAUGCUACUUGAGAAGAUAGAGGCACAGAAAUAGCGUCUCAAGAUUUAAUAAACGAAUCCAUUCAUUAGAAUGAGAUAUCGAAGUAGCCCACAUCAGGAUUAAGAACCUAAAGCUUGAACUAAAUACCGCUAAGAACACUUAUAAAGUUAUUGAGAAUAAGUACAAAGAGAAGAAAAAUGAAAUCAAUAAGAUUAAGCAAGAACUUAAGACACAAAAGAGUGAGAAUGAGAUCUUCAAGAAAGUUAUUUACGAUACAAAAGUAAGUAAGCCGAUGCCUGCUACUAAGAAGAGUCAGAGUGAUCUAAAUGUGAGCAUCAGCAAGAUCAUCGAGAUUAAAAAAGGAAGAAAUGGGGAGAAUGUGCAGAUAAAGAAUGUGAUUACAGAGACAAACUCCAAUGUUUCCAGCAUUAUAGAAACCUGAGAAGUUGCCAUUAUGACAGAUGCUUGUAAGAGGAAAGAUAACUUCAUGCAAACUGAAGCUCAUGGAUUUGUCGAAAUACAGGAUAUUAUCAGAAGGAAUUCCCUAAUAAAUGUCAGACGAAAAAUAAGCUCCAAUACUGCAAUAGGAAUUGUGGAAAAGUCAGAUCAAGAUAAAAUAUCAAAGCAUGCCCAUUCAGAGAGCUCAAUGGAGAAGUUCAUCUUUGCUAGGAAGGAAGAGAAAACUGGAGAUAAGACAAUGAGGAAUAAUCAGUAUAAUGAAAUUGACAAGGUGAUCAAGUCAGAAUCUGAAAGUGUCAGUCAAAAUACAAAUCUCGGAAUACGAAAUAGAGACUUGGAAGAGUCUAUAAAGAUAGGAGUAUCCCCUUUGGAACAAGUAACUACAAUAAAGGCAUCACAGACAAAUACGGGCCAUGUAGUAGUUUCUAAAAUUGUAGAUUGAGUAAAUAAGCCUUCGAAGAGUAGCAAUAAACCAAAAGGAAUGAAAACUCGGAAUCAUCAAACAAGAGCAACAACUUCAAAUCUUCAUAUGAAACCUUUGAUGGGGCCAAAUUAUUUGCAACUGCAUGGUGAAAGGAUGGAGCGUCUAAAAGCUACUUCUAAAUAUAAGAGAAAUCCAUCUAGCAUAGAAGGAGAAUUUAAAACAACUCUUAUGUCAGAUAGGAUCUCAAGGAAUACUUCAAUUGAUGAAGUUAAGAACACCAUGGAUGCAGUUUAUGAGCAAGAAUCAAAUACAAGAACAAGGGUUCUAUCCCCAAUUACUAAGGCUUCAAGUUUCCACAACUUGAAGCCAAUUGACUGGGAAAGGCUUGAAAAGACAAUAAGUCCAAGCAGGAAUAAAAUGACACAUAAAUUUGAACCAAAGUACUUCAGAACAAGGAAUAAAAAAAUGUUGAGCUCAAGAAACGAUAUGAGGCAGAAGAUCAAGAGGGCUGUUAGUUGACAAUAAUUCAAUUUUUAAAUAGAGGAAA
Messenger RNA from Moneuplotes crassus, 3534 nucleotides. Lineage: Eukaryota; Ciliophora; Spirotrichea; Euplotida; Euplotidae. The record is from the annotation of a GenBank genome assembly.